This is a messenger RNA of Colletotrichum truncatum, 660 nucleotides long. RefSeq lists its product as uncharacterized. Lineage: Eukaryota; Fungi; Ascomycota; Sordariomycetes; Glomerellales; Glomerellaceae. The record is from RefSeq and is a predicted model, not a curated record.
AUGUCGAUGCUUGCAAAUAUGCGUCACCUUUGCUAUACUUUAAGCUUGUUGGUCGCCUUGACGCCUGGCGCACAAAGCAUUCAAAAGAACAACGACAACAACACCGCGAGUCAGGCCGACAGCAUCGCAACGCCGCUUCGUUUGGCUGAGAUUCAGCAAUGUCCCGUCUCACCCAAACCAGGUUGUGACGACACAAAUUGUCAAGGCGCCCGGCACCAAUGCGCCACACAGUAUCUCUGCAGCAACGAAAACCCCUUCACUGAGCCUUCCAGCGGUCGCCACCUCAUCCUCGCGGGCUGCAGAUGCUGCCCUCUCCCAAAUCACGUCGAAUGCAGCGACUUCCAGUGCGCUGCACCGGCGGGGACCCGCGUCUGUACGGCCGAACCGCUGAGAGAUUGCACAUGCCAGACAACGGAUGACCGAGUGCGCGCGGUGCAGGAGAGGACCGCCGGAUGGGUGUGGCCGCUGGACAAGAACAAUGACGCUUAUGACGUUGACAUUGAACCGAGCAGCGGCGACGAGGAUGAGGGAGAAAGUGGCACUGCGAGCGGGGUAUCUUCGAGCACUGGUCCUUUGGCUACUAUGCCACCCUCAACUAAUAUACAAGCAUACUAUUGGGCUAUGAACGAUCCGCCGGAGCUGAAAUUUCUUCUUCGGUGA